AUGAAUCCUGUUAUCUACCCCGUCCAUGAUGGCACCACACAACCCCGCCGAACAUCAAUAUCCAACCUCUCGACUGCAACGAUUGCAGGCGAGGCCUGCUCCAAGGAGGGCACCUCGUUAUGCUCUGCCUAUUUUGAGUCGGCUUUGGAUAGUUCAUGGGCCCCUAGCUCGAUGACAAUACUGGCGACUUGUACUAUGGAGGAACGUUGUCUUUGGGCUUCGGCCUUCGGAAUCUUGGCGGGAGACCUAUCUGCAUGGAUUAGACAUGCCCGGGAGUCCAGGCUAAUGCUCUCUGGCCGACGGGGAGCUGUGGGGCUUGGCUACCCCCCGCCUCCUCUGAAUCCUGAAGCUAUUAAAGCAGCAACACUCAUGGUUCAACUUCACUGCACUGUCCCAACCUCAGCUUGGACGGGUUCCCUGAGACAGCAUACCGAAAAAACCGACAAGAAGAUCCCGCGACAAAUGGCGAACCAAGAGGAGAAGUCCACCAAGGCUCCGGCCCAGAAUGCCGCCUGGGUCAACCUCCCGACUACCGUCAUCGCUCCGCCAGCUGCGGCUCAAGCUCCCACCCUCCCCCACCGGGCUUCGGAAAGGAGUUUGGCGACUACGGCUGGGUCUACGCAGGUCGACUCGUCGGCGUCGUCAGCUCUGGAGAAGGCGGAGCAUGUCUGGUCUGGAUACCUAGAAGACGAAAUCCCCGAGAAGACUCAAGGUCGCAUCGUCCGCAACCUCCGCUUCCAGAUCUUCAACCUCUACAGGCGUCUCUUCUCCGUCGUCUUCAUCACCAACAUGGCCGUGCUCAUCUGGAUCCUCGUCACCAAGGAGUACGAUGCCCAGAGGCUUGGAGGAAUUGUCGUCGCCAACGUUUUCAUCGGUGUCCUCAUGCGUCAAGAAAUCGUCAUCAACACUCUUUUCGCGAUCUUCACUAGUGUUCCCAGGUCGUGGCCUUUGAGCAUCCGACGUGUUUGCGCGAGGAUUUAUACGCUCGGUGGUAUUCAUUCUGGUGCUGGUGUUUCCGCGUUUGCUUGGUUGGUUGCCUUUACUGCGCAAGCCACCAAGGAGAUGAUGAACAAGGGAAAGACUUCUGUUCGCACUGUCGCGGUCACCUAUGUCAUCUUGGCUGAACUUCUCGGUAUCCUCAUCUUCGCCUAUCCCGCCCUCCGAAGGAAGAUGCACGACACCUUCGAGCACACUCACCGACUCCUCGGAUGGUCCGCCCUCGCGUUGGUCUGGAUCCAGUUCAUGUUCUUGACCAUCGACUACCUGCCCGAAGGACAAACCCUCGGCCAGGUGCUUGUCAAGUCUCCCCACUUCUGGCUUGUCAUUAUCUUCACGGUUUCCAUCAUCUGGCCAUGGCUCCGUCUCCGCAAGGUUGAGUGCCGCCCCGAGAUCCUCUCUAGCCACGCCGUCCGACUCUGGUUCGACUACGGUGUCACUCCCGAUGCCGGCACCUUCGUGCGUCUCUCCGACUCUCCUCUGAAGGAUUGGCACAGCUUCGCCUCGAUCGCCAUCCCCGGCCGCACCGGGUACUCCGUCGUCAUCUCCCGCGUCGGCGACUGGACGUCCAAGCACAUCAACGACCCACCGACCAAGAUCUGGACCAAGGGUGUUCCCACGGCCGGUGUCCUCAAUGUCGUCCCCAUGUUCCGCCGCGCGGUCAUCGUUGCUACUGGAUCGGGUAUCGGACCCUGCGCGCCCGUCAUCCUCCAGAAGAAGAUCCCCAUGCGCGUGUUGUGGACUGCCCCGAAUGUCCGGGAGACGUUUGGUGAUAAUUUGUGUGAUUGUAUUUUGGAGGCGUCGCCAGACGCUGUGAUUUAUGAUACUCGCAAGCAUGGCAAGCCGGAUAUGGUUAAGCUUGUGUUGAGGCUUGUUAAGGAGUUUGAUGCUGAGGCUGUUGUUAUUAUUUCGAACCAGCCGCUCACUGAGAAGGUUGUUUAUGGGUGUAUGAGUCGGGGUAUUCCUGCGUUUGGUGCUAUUUGGGAUUCGUAG
Molecule: messenger RNA, 1989 nt
Organism: Coprinopsis cinerea okayama7#130
Lineage: Eukaryota; Fungi; Basidiomycota; Agaricomycetes; Agaricales; Psathyrellaceae
Product: nonribosomal peptide synthetase 12
Exons: 8
Coding region: 1-1989 (662 amino acids)
Source: RefSeq, a predicted model, not a curated record